UUUAAAAGAAAAUAGGGGUAUAAACAAAAUUUACGAAAAUUUCAAGAAAAAAUCUCAUGUAACUUACCUUCAACACUUACAAGAAACGAACCAAAAAUUACUAUGUUCAGGAGGUUGGUUUAAAUAAAAAUCAGUAGCCAACUAUGAGUUUCACACUUUACUAGGGUUUGUUUUCUUCAGGUGGUUUCUCUGGCGGACGAUAACAAUUUUGUGUUUUUUAGUGGAAAUACGUGAUUCUUUACAGCAGAAAAUGUCUCUCUCGAAUAAGCAAUUUCCUGUGCUCAAGAAUGACAAUCUUCUCCGGGCAGCUCGUGGAGAAACCGUAGACCGAAUCCCGGUUUGGGUAAUGAGACAAGCUGGAAGAUAUUUGCCAGAAUUCCAGGAAGUUAGAAAAAAAUAUGAUUUCUUCACAGUGUGUAGGACACCGGAAUUAGCAUGUGAGGUCACAAUGCAACCCCUGAGGCGUUUUGAUCUCGAUGCAUCCAUAAUAUUCUCAGAUAUUUUAGUUAUUCCUCAGGCAUUAGGACUUGUCGUUGAGAUGCAUCCGGGAAAGGGUCCAGUGUUCCCAGACCCCCUAAAUGGUCCAGCUGAUCUUGCCAGAUUAACUCCCGAUGGGGCAGUAGAUCGUUUGAAGUAUGUGGGUGAAGCUAUCACAAUGAUGAGGCAUUUGUUGGAUGGGAAAGUCCCUCUUAUUGGAUUUACAGGUGCUCCAUGGACUCUCAUGGGCUAUAUGAUUGAGGGUGGUGGAAGCAAGACAAUGUCCAAGGCAAAAUCCUGGAUUUCUGAUCAUCCUGAAGAAACUAGAAAGCUUCUGGACCUUCUAACAGGAAUUAUUGUUGAUUAUCUUGAGAUGCAAGUGAAAGCAGGUGCUCAGAUGCUUCAGGUGUUUGAAUCAAGCGCUGAACAUCUUUCAAAAGAGGAAUUCCUGUCUGUAGCUUUUCCACAUUUAAAGGAAAUUCCCGAGAAACUGCGAAAGAAACUACAAGAGCAGAACAUUGAACCUGUUCCCAUGACAAUUUUUGCAAAGGGAGCUGGACAUUCUCUCAAGGAGCAGGCUAAAUUGGGUUACGAAGUUAUAGGAAUUGAUUGGACUGUUGAUCCUCUCGUUGCAAGAGAAGAAGUUGGUGACAACAUUACACUACAGGGAAAUUUGGAUCCUCAGGAUAUGUACAAAAACCCUGAAGAGCUUCUCUUUCUGACCAAGGAAAUGGUGCAAAAAUUUGGCAAAAAGCGAUACAUCGCAAAUUUGGGUCAUGGAAUCACUCCGCAGACUCCAAUAGAAAGCAUGAGUAUCUUCUGUGAUACCGUUCAUUCAACAUUGUAGGAAAAAAGGCAAUAUCCUGGUGAAGGAAUAAAAAUAGAUUUUUUUU
This is a messenger RNA of Phlebotomus papatasi, 1370 nucleotides long. RefSeq names its product uroporphyrinogen decarboxylase (gene Urod). Gene Ontology annotation, biological process: heme biosynthetic process. Gene Ontology annotation, molecular function: uroporphyrinogen decarboxylase activity. Lineage: Eukaryota; Metazoa; Arthropoda; Insecta; Diptera; Psychodidae. Gene Ontology annotation, cellular component: cytosol. The record is from RefSeq and is a predicted model, not a curated record. The coding region runs from base 251 to 1324 and encodes 357 amino acids. The transcript has 6 exons.